UUAAAGUCCCAACGUCCAUCAUAUAAACAGUCGAGGUUUAUUCUAAUAAAACCCCUCAUAUAAUUCCUCCUUCCUUAAUUUCGAGCUCGCAUUCCUCUCACUCUCGGUCACCUCAUUUCCAUGGCGUCUGUUUCAGCUGCUCUAUCCAUCACAGGUGGUACUCAUUUAAAAUCUUGCGAUGUUCAGUUGACUAAGCUCAAUGUGUUUCCACACCCAUCAAGACUUGCAUUUCAACGGAAAUCAAAUCACUCAAGACCCAGUCUCUCCAUUCGUGCACAAUACAGUGAUGGUUCUAGAGGUGGAGGAGGUGGUGAUUUUCUUGCUGGCUUCCUUCUAGGAGGAGCAGUUUUUGGGACAUUAGCAUAUAUCUUUGCCCCACAGAUCAGGAGAUCCAUACUGAAUGAAGACGAAUAUGGAUUUCGGAGGGCUAAGCGACCUAUAUAUUACGAUGAUGGUUUAGAGAAGACCCGACAGACACUGAAUGCAAAGAUAAGUCAACUGAAUUCGGCAAUCGACAAUGUUUCUUCACGGUUGAGAGGUGGGAAUAACGUACCUGAGGAGCCCACUGAAAUCGAUUCCGAAGUAGAAGCUACAAUAUAGAAAAAAAAAAUCAUGGUGUGUUGAUCACUGCAUCUUAUAACGGCUAUGAUAGUUGAAAUUUAACAUACGUGAAUCACCUGUGUUGGAUGUUAAAGUUCCACCUUGUCUCUAAAACUGCAUAUGAGAAUUACUUGCUGGAA
Messenger RNA from Magnolia sinica, 740 nucleotides. RefSeq lists its product as uncharacterized. The transcript is spliced from 5 exons. The record is from RefSeq and is a predicted model, not a curated record. Lineage: Eukaryota; Viridiplantae; Streptophyta; Magnoliopsida; Magnoliales; Magnoliaceae. Gene Ontology annotation, cellular component: chloroplast thylakoid membrane; chloroplast inner membrane. Bases 121 to 600 code for a protein of 159 amino acids.